This is a messenger RNA of Sodiomyces alkalinus F11, 2196 nucleotides long. RefSeq lists its product as hypothetical. The record is from RefSeq and is a predicted model, not a curated record. The transcript is spliced from 3 exons. NCBI's taxonomy places the organism in Eukaryota, Fungi, Ascomycota, Sordariomycetes, Glomerellales, Plectosphaerellaceae. Bases 1 to 2196 code for a protein of 731 amino acids.
AUGGCCGUCGUCGAACCCGAACCCGUUUCUCCCGUUAUGGACUCGCCCAUGGACAUCGACGCUGCUCUGGACACUGGAGCCAACUCCUGCAACUUCCCCGAGAUGCUUGCCCGUGACCUCGAGUGCUCGAGCCUCGUUUUCGCCGCUCGGGAAUUAACCGCCGGCGCGCCGUCCCGCGAGCUAGCCUACGGAAACAGUCAAUGGCGCCAGCCCCAACGAGAACGGGAACAUGAACCCGCGUCCUUGUCACCGCGCUUCUCGGCAUCUUCAGUUCCGUCCCAUCCGCCCGAUUCACCAACGCAACUACCCGUCGUUCGCCUCGAACGAGCCCGGGAUAUCGCCGGUCCCUCGACCACAACUACAACCACGAUCACGGCAACGACGACGACCACCCUGGAAGCAUCCAACUCCGAUGCCGAUGUUGCAUCCAUAUCGAGCGGCCAUUCUUUCAGCGAGAUCGAACCUGCCUCCGUAAGGCAGCAGUCCGUCAUUACUACAGCAACUUCUAUCACCGGCAGCGGAAGACGAUCAGCAGCAUCACACAAACGAGACACCUCUCUCAGCCAUGCUACGAAUGCCAGCUGGAUUGACCUGGAACCGGAUGCCGACGGCGACCUGGAGACGACGACAGAGUUGAAGACGACAAUACCACGGACUGAGCCGGGGAGCCCCCGCAUCGGCAGCCGGGAAUCAGCAGCAAAGCGUCCCCGUUCGACGUCCCGCGAUGAUGGGCGUGCACGAAGCCCGCUCAGGGCGUCGUCCGCGAAUGCAGCUACCCACCAGAGCCUCCCCAAUCCUUUCGCCGACUUCUCUGGGUCAGGGCCGGCAAGUCGGGCAUGGAGCUUGCAGGUAUACCCGCGUCCCCUAUCAGAAGACCAGAGGCGAAGGUCGCUGCAUUGCGUUGAAAUCUCUCUCGGACUCCGACCACUUUCGCGGAAUCGACCAGAAGCUCCAUGCCACCACGCCCUUCUUCACGGAUACCCGGAAGAGCAAGCCAGCCAAUUGGGAUCGCCAAUCGACGAGGACCUAAAAGACGAGAUUGAACCGUGGUUUCGCUAUCUCGACGAGCAGGGCGGCUCUUCCGAAGGGCCGAAACGACACUCCCCCGUGAAACACCGCCCGUUGCUAUCACCGACCUCGCCCAUCGACGAAGUGCAACAAUGGCUAGAAGCGUCCAUCGACGCCGCACCGGCGGACGAGUACCAAAACCGUCGGAUACCCCUGCCACCCGACGUAAUCGAGACUCUGCGCGUCUCCAUCACCUGUUUCCCCGAGACGAUGCUCCUCUGCUCCAGCCUCUCCAUCGAGACGAUCCGCAGCUACGCCAAAAAGAUGAAGCACCCGGCAGACGAACCGGUGCGCCGCACCCAAACCCCGCCCCCGUCGCCCAAGAAGUGGAAGUGGCCCGCCGUCCUAGGUCAACGACGCAGCGUGUCCUCUCUGAAACGCGAAUAUACCACCAACCAGCGCUACUUCUCCUCCGAACUCACGCCGGCCGCCGAGCUGGUCCCCGCCAUGGCCCCGUCCGUCCCGCAACCGCAAUGGUCACGCCUGCGCAACAUCUUCCCCCAGGGCUCGGAUUACCUCCUGGACGCCCUUUUCGCUCACCUCGUCGCUUACAGCUACGUCUCCAGUCUCUUGCCCCGGCAGCCGCCGCCGGGACCGUCGGGACCGUCGCCUCCACGGUCCGAACGCUGCUCGAGCGACUCGUCGUUUCACCGCCCGCCGCCGCGCGAGAGCAAGGACUCCUCAUCUACCAAUGACAUCCCCCGGAAAGCCUGGAAAAUGCUGGGCCUCGAAGAGAUGGAAACUACUGGCGGCUGCGGCGGCACAGCACCAUCCCCGCGGGCGUCGUCCGUAUCCCCGCAGCAGCAGCAGCAGCAGCAGCACCACCACCACCACCACCACCAAGAACAACAACAACGCAUCGUGCGCAAAAAGUCGAGCUUCAUGGACAGUAUGCGGUCCUCGCGGCUCCCGCCUCCCACGCAGGGGCCGGCGGAGCAGGCGUCGAUGCGAGAGCUCCAGAUCGGCUUGGCGCGCUGUGUGGGCAAGCUGGUUGCCACGCUGCGGGCUGGUCUGCCCGAGGGCGACGAACUGCUCAUGCUGGCGGGUGAGUAUCCCAAGGCUGGGGAGAUUGAUCCGCUUCUCGUCAGGACGUUGUGCGAGAUUGUCAGGUGUUGCGAGGCGGCGUGA